AUGACGAGAUCGUCUUGCUACACCACGCUUGUAUAUACGGCCGAGUACGUUCUGGGAGCAAUGGCCCUGGGACACCGGCUGGCCAAGCUAGACGAACGCCCCAGAGUCGCACUUGUUACUCCUCAACUCAGCCAUGAGGUCCGCGACCAAUUAAGCACCAUUUGGCGGCUCCACGAGGUUCCUGCGUUGACCACAGGCAGCAGUGAGGAGCUGACGCUUUUAGGCCGUCCAGAAUUGGACGUGAGCGUCACCAAGAUCUAUGCUUGGACAUUGCCCUAUGAUCAGGUUGUCUACCUGGAUGCCGAUACCCUUCCCCUAAAACCACUCAGCGACCUAGAUGCGGAAAUCGACCUAGGCUCAAUUGCGGCUGCACCAGACGUCGGUUGGCCCGAUAUCUUUAAUAGCGGUGUAUUUGCCUGCCGCCCAGACACAGCCACGUUCGAGGGCCUCAAGGAUCUGAUCAAAACAUCGACUUCGUUCGACGGCAGCGACCAGGGCCUGCUGAACGAGUUCUUUGCACAAGCUUGGAACAGACUGCCCUUUGUGUACAAUGUGACUUUAUCGGCCUCAUACCAAUACGAGCCUGCGUAUCGGAGGUUCAAAAGCGACAUUCGCGUGCUGCACUUUAUUGGCAAGAACAAGCCCUGGAAGCCGGCCAGUCUUCAAGCUGACUCGGUGGCUGCCAAUGAAAUGAUGUACUUGUGGAAAAAGGCUGCCAUUGAAGCUGGUCUGUUCAAACACGAUCUGCCUCCUGAAGCAGAGAGAUCAACCAUUGACUACGAUCCCAAACGAAUUAUCCACCCCGACCCCCAGAGAUGGGAAGGCGAUCGGUUUGCUCCUAUGCGUGGAGGUAAGCCUGAGGGUCGCCCAUUUGCCCGGCCUGCAACUCCGGCUCCUGGGUCACCGAUAAUCAGCGACGAGGCGGAGUCUGACGAGGCUGAAGAGCCCGAGGCGUCCGAUCAGGAGACCACCCCCGUUGUCUACGAAGAGAAUGCAUAUGUUUUCCCGGUGUUUGGGCCCGAGGUUAUCAAGCUGCCCUUUGAGCAUCGCAGGAGAAAACCUGAGCGCGUGUUUUAUUAG
Messenger RNA from Wickerhamiella sorbophila, 1080 nucleotides. Its product is annotated as Glycogenin-1. Bases 1 to 1080 code for a protein of 359 amino acids. Gene Ontology annotation, molecular function: glycosyltransferase activity. Gene Ontology annotation, cellular component: cytoplasm. The record is from RefSeq and is a predicted model, not a curated record. The transcript has a single exon. Lineage: Eukaryota; Fungi; Ascomycota; Dipodascomycetes; Dipodascales; Trichomonascaceae.